Messenger RNA from Syngnathus typhle (broad-nosed pipefish), 5626 nucleotides. RefSeq names its product linkage group 7 C15orf39 homolog (gene prmt2ip). The record is from RefSeq and is a predicted model, not a curated record. The transcript is spliced from 4 exons. Bases 682 to 3438 code for a protein of 918 amino acids. NCBI's taxonomy places the organism in Eukaryota, Metazoa, Chordata, Actinopteri, Syngnathiformes, Syngnathidae.
UCUCACAGCCGGAAUCAAACCUCCGAACUGUGAGGCAGACAUGAUAACCAGUGUAACCAAGGGUAAACUAGUAAUUGAGUUUUGAGUAACUUGGCACAUUCCACGCAUGACAUCCUGUCUGAACUUAACGAUUUAAGAACAUGACGGAAGUAUUUAAAAGCGUUAACUCGUGAACUUAACGACUUAAGAACAUGACGGAAGUAUUUCAAAGCGUUAACUCGUGAUAGUAAAAGUUGUCUGACGAUCACGUGCUGCAAAACUCCGCCUAUUGAUCCCAGACCGUCCUUCAUGUUCUUCAUGUUCCUCCUCCCCGUCGUCCGCCGCCUGCCUCCCUCCCUUUGUCUUGCUCCUCACUGUGUUCACUUUUCCCCUCCAAAAAACGCGUGGACACCCGCAGGGCGCGGGAAAGGCUUUGAGGGCAGACCCCACGACCACUAGAACAAACCCUGGCCACUUUAAAAAAAAAAAAAAAAUCUUUUCCUCCACAGGAUAUUUGGGCGUGGGUGUGUAUUCCUCCGCUUGAGCCGCUGACAAACCGAAUGUUCCCCUUCUUUUGGACUUCUCACAUGGAGUGUUUUUUUUUGUCGAAAGUGCCGCGUGACAUCUCAAAUCAAGGUUUGGAGCCGGCAUGACGAGAAGAUGAGCAACCAGUGGAAGCAGGUUGAGAUGUUUUGAGGCAAGAUGCCUUUAUUUGACGAAUCCGUAGUAUUUGCUGGACUGCCCAAGUCAUCAGACAUGUCCGGGUUUAUCGUAAAGCCCGUGUUCCCGUACGGCGGGGCCCAUUUUUCCUACCACCCCCGAGGAAAGGAUGCGGCGGAGUUCACGGCACCCUGGACUAACGCAAGCGCGGCGAGUCCGACACAUCGAGCGUCUGGGGUCAAAACGGGGGGCGACAAUUCCUCUCUACCUGACAGUCCUGUUUACCUCGCCAUCCCAAAAGCUCUGUAUUUACAUAACCCGUGUUGCCACGAUCUGGCUUGCGUCAUGAGACACCGCUACAACAUGGAGCACGGCCAGACGGCGGCGCUCAAUGCUGAUUUGGAGCGCAACCGGCCUCGAGGAGAGCCUUACCGCAGCCCCAGAUCAGGCAUCCAUCAAACGGCGCGAGACAACCCGCGAGAUUUACAGUCGGAUUCCUGCGAAGGACAAAUCGAGAGGAUGACUGCGGAAAGUUUGAGCGGAGGAGGAAGGCCGAGUCGAACGGAGCCCAACUACGGCGGCUACCCCUGCAUGCCCCCUCUCGCCACGCUGGCUCCUUUGAGCGAGCAAAGCCGACAUUUACAGCCUCCCCCCAGAGGCUUUGCAGCCUUCCCCCCCCCCACCCAUAUGACCUCAGAGCUUUAUCAAGAAUGUUCUCCCAUGUCCAAAUAUGGUCAUCCAACAAAGCAGCCAAUGUUUUACUACCCGCAGGCCAAUGUGGAGGUCGAACGCAGAACACACGGUCGGGAUAUUGGCGGCGAGCAGAGAGAAGACGUUCCCGGUAUCCGAACGAGCGCUAUCCCGAGCCCUGGGGAGUAUUAUACGUUCCCGCCAACGCUUCAAGGCGACAUUCCUUUGUUUUUUCACGGCACCGAAACGCAACCAAAUCACUCCUUUGUGCACGGCUUGGGCUAUCGAUGUUACGCACAUCCCGGGUUUCAAAUUCGAAACGUCGAGCAGCAGCACGCGCCAACCGGGCUGCCUUCGCAUCGACUUGUUUUUCGCGGAUCAGACCAACGUCCGUCCGCCGCCGCCGCCUCAGUUGGCCUUGAGAAGAGCGAGCAGCACGUGGGACCGUCGGAGCCUUCCCACGUUUUGCUGCGGGUGGAGCCCAUCAGUCCGACCGGACCCGUCUGCCAAUCCGUUUUACCCCCCCACAGCCUGUAUCCUUCCAUCACCAGUCGACUAGAUCAUCAGAUGGUCAUUUCACCUUCUGGCAUGACCCAAGACAGACCGCUGGACUUUUCUUCUUAUGUAAGUCAGAUUAAACCCGAACACCGUAAAGUCUUCCCGGUUUCCCCGAGGACGCGGCUUCCCCAAUCUCCCAAACAAACGUCAGAUUGCAUGUCCAAGCUUGAAAGGCUCAUGGCCACGGAUCAAGUGGACGAAAUUGCGUGCGACUAUGUUCUCAAAGACAGCCUGAAAAGACGUUUCCCUUCGCGUGUGAAAGUAAAAGUAGAGGAACCCGAUCCGUACGAAAUUGAUUUGACUCCAAAACGACGAAAGUCGGACACCAAACGAAAUCGAGGGACCCGCCCUCAAAUGCCGGUUAUCCGAAGCGUGUUCAGCCUAGCACAAGAAUAUCUAAAUCCUCCUGAAGUCGAGCCUCAAAGAGGGGCGCAGUUGGCUGACCACUUUCAAAUCAUACCCACGACAGCCCUUAAAGGAACCAAACCCGAUCCGAACGGAGCACCCCGUUGUACGUGUCCGGAGAAGUGUGAAGUCCAAAUGAUGGAACCCACAAAAAUUAAAGUUGAAAAGAUAAACCAAUCCGACACGUGUGGAAAAUCUCCAAGUCCGGCUGCUUCCGGCGCCAUACGGGAUCAAAUCAAACCGCAACCUGAAGAUGCUACUUUGUCGGACACCAAGUCCAUGCUGGCCACUCAAGUACGUGAACCUGAGAAACUUUUAUCAGUGGAGGUCAACGAUGCUUCACAGCGCCCCAAAGCGCCCGGGUCUCUGGAGAACGACAAGACCUUGCCGGAGCAAAUGGCCGAAGCUGAGCCGAAACCGCUAAAAGCAGCUGAUUUUGAUAUCACCUCCAUUCCACUGGAUCACCUCAACCUUUGCCCCAGCUACGAUAUCCGUCUCCACCGUCCGGCCGCACAACAGGAAGCGCCUGCGCAAAUUCAGGCUGAAACAUCACCCGUACCACAGGCGGCGGUUCGCAAGCGUUUCCUAGAGCUUCACCGCACCCUCUGCAAACGAGUAUCCAAACGUGUAUCUGCCACCUCGGAGCAGCAGCUCACAACCUGGCGCUCUCAGUUGGAACUGGCAGAACCCUCAUCCAACAAAGUCCAGAACGUCUCCUCCUUGCUGGGGACUCAAGCCAGGGACGAGUGGCUCAACGAGGAGAUCCACUCUGCCCUCGAGGAGGUCCUGGACAGGUUCAGGGAAUACAUCAUCCACGAGCGCUGUCCUUUUCCACACGUGAUGAGAACGGGGGCGGUGUUUCUCCCUAUGCUGGUGGUGAAAGAAAUCCUUUUUCCCGAGGUGCCCGUCACCUUCAUCGACCAAGUCCUGCACGAGCACAAAGUGCAACUGCGACCCACGACGCUGUCCGAGGAGAAGAUCCUCACCCAGCUCCACAAACCCUGCUCGUCACGCCUCAAGAGGCUGAUGUCGCUCAAACAUCUGCCCGACGUCUACGCCGACGUGCUCAACCUACUCUACUACUCCAACGUCUGCAAGCACCUGGACUCAACGUCGUCUGAUGUCCAAAAGACUAGCCAGGAGUAGACGUGAAGACUUGGGAAGGCUCCAACAUCAGCGGCAGCUGUUCAACAGCAGAGGACGCCAAAGCCAAAUCCCACAAGAGGAGCGCGACCAAGACCAAAAGCAGGGUGAAGAGCAGCUCCAGGCGGCUGUUUCUGGACGACAGCUUGUCUGACCAAGAAGACAAUCAUUCCAAAAAGCACAUUGAGAAAGGAUCAGGCCAUAAAACCGGCAGCGAAGAUGCUUCACCAUCAGAUGAUUCCUGGACUCACCCUUUAACUUGCGAGGACUUUCCCGGCAGCGGUGUUGAACCGGAGGAGUCUUCCGCUUCCCCAGACAGUUCGGGAAUGAUCAUCAAGCUGAAGCGGGAGGAGGCAGAAGAGCACGUGACCUUCAAGUGGCAGCGCACGGGACGCCGGGGCCGAAACCUACGUCCCCUCAGCGGCUCCCGAAAGCCAAAGACCAGAUCGCUUCUGAAAAUCAAAUACUGUCCUUACCUGUCGAGCCGGGUCCUGCGCUCGGCCGUGCGGCGCGCCCGCGGCGCCGUGAAACUCACCCACCCGGACCUGGUGGGCAAGAAGAUCCGACAUCUUUACGAGGAGGACGACAAAUCCGAGGUGUGGUACCGUGGGGAGGUGCUCGGGGUCCACGAGGCUCACAGCGACCCCCUGAAGACCAUCUUUGAGGUGCGCUACGACAGCGAGCCCGAGUGGAAGUACUAUCUGGAGCUGCUCAUUGAUUACCAGAAAGGAUGGCUCAUCAUUGAAGAGGAGAAUUGAUGGCAACAGAGGACAGACACGCCCACUUUGACACCUGUCAAAUUUGAGUCAAUUGGUUCAAAAAUGACUAGUAUUGGUUAGUCCCCUUGUGCGUUUACACUGGUCAAUACUUUUUUACUCAUGUUUUUAAUAUGAUGCAAGUAAACAAAAUGUUUGGUACAAAUUCCCAAUCUGGUCUGGUUUUUUUUUUUUUCUCAAGCGUAUCAGGUCUUCAUAAUCAUGUGAUAUUUUAAUAUAUUUUGUCGUAUUUAUGAAAUGUUAGCUUUAGCAAGAGGUGGAUUUUUCCUCAAUCAGUGAUAUAGGUCAUGGUAGAAUACGUAUUGCGCAAGCUUUUACAGGUCAAACCAAAUAAAAAUAUGCCAGAAAGACUUUUUGAAAUCGGCAUCAGAAUAAAUUUAGGAACACAAAGGCACAUUUGACUAAAUCUGCUGUUGACCAGUGACCAAUUUUAAAGAGAGUAAGGUUUUCGAGAAUCUUUCCACAAUGCAGUGCAGCUUUGGAGUUUCUAAGGGUGACUGUUCUGCUAGGUCAGGGCCUUGUUUGGUUUACUCACCUUCCUCAGCGCAUGGCUAGCGAGCGGUGCCAGGUACACAAUUUAUCCGAAUAAUUCUCCAGUUUUAAGUGUGAUUUUUGUUUUGUACUUUGCAGUGCCUUUUUUUUGUACUUUGCAGUGCCUUGACUAGCCACAAACUGAACAGGUAAAAGGUUUCUCUAGUGAAGCCGCUUAGACUGUGACCACACUUGGGUUUUUUUGUAUUGAUCCGAUUAGAUUGUGUGAACCUAAUGAAGUGUCUAGUGCAGUGCUUCUCAAAUAGUGGGGCGCGCCCCCCUUGCUAUACCUGGGGGGGCGCGUGUGACCCUGGGGAACAGGCUUUUUUUUGGCAGUACUAGAAUAAGGUGUAAUUGCGCAUCUACUACAGCAGGGGGCAGUGGCGCUCUCAUUGUUACUUCUGUCACGUUUGCGACAGUGCAACAUUUUACGACUUACAAGACAAGUUAGGAUAGUCACGGUGGGGAGGGUUAGGGUUAGGGGGGGGGCGCGAAUAGUUUUCUUCUUGCUUGGGGGGGGCGUAACAGAAGAUAAUUGAGAAGCACUGGUCUAGUGAGUGAUUGUUGGAAAAUAAUGUCAUCAAAAAUACAAACUCUUGCAAUAAUGUACAGAUUGUUAGAACCUAAUCAAGUGUCUGGUUGUGUUGGCACAGAAUGUCAUUAUCGAAAAUACAAACCGCUCCAAUGCAGUUAGUGACCACAUUUUGAAUGGUUUCUGACCAAUUUUAUUAGUGGUUGCCAGUCUACAAAUUGCUUGUUAUUUUUUACUAAGGUGGCUUGAAAUCCCCCUGGCCGAAUUGUUUUCCGAGAAAUGUUUGCAUUUUAUAGAUGUGUAUUAGAUAGCAGCUUAGAAAGUUUGUCUUUUAAUAAAGGUUUGUACUUUA